AUGAUCGCAUCGCAUCCGCGUGAAUCCAUCAGCUUCAGUUCUUUCUGGCGUGUCUGGCGCCAAGAGUUUGCCAACAUGAGGUUCCGACCCUCAAGCUCACACGCUCUAUGCUCGACCUGCCUGAGGCACAAGUUGCUCAUAAGAGAUAUGCAUCAGUACUUAUUUGCAAGGCAGCAGCAACAUGCGUUCUUUCAAGCUCACCUCAAAUCACAAUAUUUAGACCGUGUGCAAUACUGGGACUUGAGGGGUGUCUCUCGUCUCGCUUCCCCGUUUCAAGUGACUUUGAUCCUGGACGGUAUGGAUCAAUCUAAAUUCUGCUAUCCUCGGGGAGCUGUAUAUAUGGCGAAAGACUUGGCCACGCUACAGAGGCCACGGGCCCACAUCAGUGCUUUGAUCGCUCACGGGCAUUUUGUCCUCUUUGUGGUGAGCAGUGCUGACAUGCCCAAGGACAGCAACGCGUGCAUUGAGGUCACAGCUCAUGCACUGCAGCUCUUGUCAGAGAGAUUGGACUUGUCCAGAGUGACGCUGAACAUCCAAUCCGACAACACUACGAGGGAAGUCAAGAAUAAUCAUUAUCUUCGUUUUCUUGGGAUGCUUGUUAGCCACGGCGCCUUGCAUUGGAAGUGGCCCCACCUCGUGAAGAAAGCGAAGACCGCUAUAGGACCACCAGAGUUCAAGACCAUCAUUGAGACGUGGCUGAACAAGCAUCUUGAUCGGCCGUACGAAGCUGGGAGGCAUUGCGUGCUCCUAGAUCAAUGCAGAGAUUGGCGGGGCUUUUUGUCUGGCGGCGUGCCUGUUGGCAUUCGGGGCAUAGGGGGGCCAGGAGCCCCUCACGCUUUUUACUUUGACAGGAGGCAUGACCUUGGCGCGAACCAGGUGGUCGACAACGAAUACUGGGGUUUGGCCUGCCAUCGCGACGAUGUGAUCUUGAGGUGCAAGCAAUACAUGGCAGACACGAACUUCAACUUCUGUGCUACUUACUUCCCACGAGAGGUUGCUCGAGCCCGCCUUCCACUUGGGCUGCCAGCAGGGGUCGCAGACCGCAACCCUAUCUCAGACGAGUUCAAGCAGCAAUUGCUUAAACACCUGCCUGUGAUGCGGACCUACAAACUGCACGAGGCUGCGGUCUACUUAGAAGGUUGGGUGUUGGGCACACUUGAAUUGGAACCAUUGCUGAAUGUGAAAGCGUGCUUUGGAUUCGACUGGGCAGUCUUUUGCUGUUAG
This is a messenger RNA of Durusdinium trenchii, 1224 nucleotides long. NCBI's taxonomy places the organism in Eukaryota, Dinophyceae, Suessiales, Symbiodiniaceae. The record is from the annotation of a GenBank genome assembly.